This is a messenger RNA of Carassius auratus (goldfish), 8827 nucleotides long. RefSeq names its product CREB-binding protein-like. Gene Ontology annotation, molecular function: transcription coactivator activity; protein binding; histone acetyltransferase activity. The coding region runs from base 742 to 7827 and encodes 2361 amino acids. Gene Ontology annotation, biological process: positive regulation of transcription by RNA polymerase II. Lineage: Eukaryota; Metazoa; Chordata; Actinopteri; Cypriniformes; Cyprinidae. Gene Ontology annotation, cellular component: nucleus; histone acetyltransferase complex; transcription regulator complex. The transcript is spliced from 31 exons. The record is from RefSeq and is a predicted model, not a curated record.
AAAAAACUUUUUUUGUAUCGAAGGAAUCAACAGCCGCCAUCUUGUCUCGGCUCGGAAUCAGGAUUUCUGUAGAGCAUUAUUUUGUAUUUUUGGACGCGGCGCAUCCAGAACGCGCUCUGACGACACCGUGCAGCGGACGAUGACGCCUUUAUAUCGCCGCGAAGGAAUUUUUGGCGAGAAGUCCUGGAUUUGAUCGGCGUUCGUCGGCCACAAACCCCUCGUCUAUCUGAUUUCCCCUUCAAGAGCGGCGCUUGCGUCUGUGUUUCACUCCGAGCUGUUAUUGUUUACCGGACGCUUUUGGAGGACAGACAGCCCCGAGGACACUAUUUUGCAAAAAUAUCUCAUUUUCAUGCAACCGUGCAUUUUUACACGCAGCCAAACAGUUUUUGCAAGGAAAGAAAUCGACGUCAGAAAAUGGAUCGCGUGCCGUUGCAAAAUUAACGACACUUGCGCGCGAGGAUUCCUGUGGAUAUCUAAUGUGGGAUUUAAUGUUGAAUUCGCGGAAAGGAGGCGUUUUCUCUGGGUAAUAUAACGAUGGUAAUGUGGGUGUUGGGUGUUGGAUUAUCAUGGGGUGAGUGGUGGUGGCGACGUGGGGCGCUGUUGCUGCUUUUUUGAGAAGAUCCUCCGCCGAGCCGCUCCACACUCCCCAAAAGUAAGCCAACAUCUGUUUUUCUGACGAAAGGAUUCUUCACUUUGAAUUUCUCCCCACGAAAUUCAACCAGAAGCUCUUUUUUAACCGCAAUGGCUGAGAAUGUGCUCGAAAGCGGCCCUCCGAGCGCGAAGCGAGCGAAGCUGACGGCACCUGCUCCGGACGCCUCAGAGUUGGGUUCACUUUCCUGGGAUGACCUGGAGAACGAUCUUCCAGAUGAGCUGAUUCCUAAUGGAGACCUGGGGCUGAUGUCCAUGUCCUCUAACGGCGGGGCUGCAGGUACGGGCGGUCACGGCCCCAUGGUCCCUGACACUGCUGCCAAGCACAAGCAGCUCUCUGAGCUGCUACGGCCUGGAAGCAGUGCUGGCAUCGGACCUCAGCUGGGUGGGCUUAGAAAGAUUCCCCUGGGCCAGGGCUCCCCUUCUCACCCCUCUCAAACACAGAAACCAGGCGGCACUCCCGGGGCGCAGUGCAAUAAUGCCAGCUCGGCUGGCUUGGGACUCGGCACGGGAUUUACCCAGGCCAUGCUGAACAGUGGCAUGAUGGGACAGAACGCAGGCGGACAACCAGGUCAGGUGAUCAAUGGGACUCUGGGCUCUGUAGGCCGCGGUCGAGGAGCACCGGGGAUGCAGUACCAGGGUGGCGUCAUGCAGGUGGCACCUUCUGUAGGGGCGGGAGGAGCAGGGGGGGCGGCGGUACCAGGAGGAGCGGGGAGUGUCCUGGCAGAGACACUCACACAGGGGGCACAGCAGAUGGGCAUCAACACCCAGCAAGCCGGAAAUAUCAACAAGAUGGGCAUGGCUGGUGGCAGCAGUCCGUUCGGUCAGUACCAGGGUGGAGGGCAACAGAUGGGCUCGGCUGGUGUGAACGCUCAGAAUAAAGGUGCCCUUCCUAAAAGCCUGCCCCAGUUUCCAACUGACCUAAAGGGAGCGACGGUCACCAGUGUGUCAAACAUGCCCCAGCAGCAGCAGGUGUCGGUGGGGAUGGUGGCAGGUCAGGGUGUGUCCGUGGGCCCCACGGCCGACCCGGAGAAGCGAAAGCUGAUCCAGCAGCAGCUGGUUCUGCUGCUCCAUGCUCACAAGUGCCAGCGGCGCGAGCAGGCCAACGGCGAGGUGCGGGCCUGUGCGCUGCCCCACUGCAGGACCAUGAAGAACGUCCUUAACCACAUGACACACUGCCAGGCCGGCAAAUCCUGCCAAGUGGCUCACUGUGCUUCAUCGAGGCAGAUCAUCUCGCACUGGAAGAACUGCACGAGGCACGACUGCCCCGUCUGCCUCCCGCUGAAGAACGCCAGUGACAAACGCAACCAGCAACCAAUGCUGAGUCCCCCCAGCACUGGUCUGCAGAGCUCUGUCGGGACGGUCGGCACGGGGCAGCAGACGGCUCCUGCUCUGCCCAGCUCAACACCCAUCGACCCCAGCUCCAUGCAGCGGGCGUACGCUGCCCUCGGCCUCCCCUACAGCAGCCAGACCCCCACACAGAUGCAGAGCCCCGGGCAGACGCCGCCACAAAUGAGAUCCAUCAGCACACUCGGGGGAGGUCAGAUGAACUCAAUCAGCGUACCGACAUCAGAUCAGUCUAAGCUGCUCCCUGAUGGCACUGUUCCAUCAACACUUAACCCUAACAAUCAGUUGAUGCUGGACGGCCCUACGGUAGGCAGCAUGGGUAACCUGCCCACAGCAGCCCCUCUGUCAGCCACCGGAGUGAGGAAGGCCUGGCACGAGCACGUCACGCAGGACCUCCGCAACCACCUUGUGCACAAACUGGUUCAGGCCAUCUUCCCUACGCCAGACCCCGCCGCCCUGAAGGACCGCCGCAUGGAGAACCUGGUGGCAUAUGCACGGAAAGUGGAAGGGGAUAUGUACGAGUCGGCCAAUAGUAGGGAUGAGUACUAUCACUUUCUGGCGGAGAAGAUCUAUAAGAUCCAGAAGGAGCUGGAGGAGAAGAGAAGAUCCCGGUUACAAAAGCAGAUUAUCAACCAGACGCCCAUGACUGCUGCGGGACAACAGCCACCGGCCCUCAACCAGCCUAACGUCAUGGGACCUCGGCCACAGAAUGGAUCCGUGCCUUUGCCCAAUGUGCCAAAUCAGAUCAUCAAUCGCAUGCAGGCGUCUCAAGGGUUGAAUCCAUUCGGCGCAAUGCCCAAUGUGCCGAUGUCUCAGGCUCCCAUGGGAACACGUGCCGCUUCUCCGAUAAACCAUCAACAGAUCAAUAUGAACCAAGUCCCGACGAUGAAUAUGUCUCCCACACGAAUGCCCCCCACACAAAGCAUGCUGGGAGCUCACGGCGGGAACACGGUGGCACAGACGGCCAACCAGACACAGUUCACGGCUCAACCUCAGUUCCCCGCCAACACCAACGCUAUGAAUGUCAACAUGGGCCAGCCCAACACGCAGGCGGCCGUUUCACAGCAGCAGCCGAAAGCUAACCUCUCCCUGAAUGCACUUGGCCCCUUGGGCCCUCCACUAAGCUGCCCCACGCCCCCUCAGGCUCCACUCCGCGCCACGCCGCCCCCCAACGCCACCACCAGCACCACUAACCUGCCAGCAGCACUGCAGCCCAGUCAGGCCUCCACACCCACCCCCGCCCCUGCUCAGGGCACCCCGCCUCACGAGCUGACCCUCCCUGCCCAGCAGCACCCUGGGACACCGAGCGGUGAAAAGCGUGUGCCCACUCCAGCGUCGGCAGCCAGCGCCGAGCUGCACUCCCAGCAUGCCGUGUCCGAUGUACCGCCCAGCAACACUAAAACAGAAGAGCAAGAAUACGACACGUGCAUCAAAACAGAGCCCAAGAUGGAGACGGAGGACGACACGGGCUCCCUAUUGGUCAAAAAAGAGGAGCCGGAGGGGUCGGAGGCUAAGCAGGAGCCAAUGGAGACCGAGGACAAAAAGACAGACUUGAAGACAGAGACUAAAGAAGAAGAUGAAAGCAAGACGAACGGCACAGCGUCCUCUUCACCGUCUCAGUCUCGCAGGAAAAUCUUUAAGCCAGAAGAGUUGCGGCAGGCAUUGAUGCCCACCCUGGAGUCUCUGUACAGGCAAGAUCCAGAGUCUCUGCCCUUCCGGCAGCCGGUGGACCCCAUGCUUCUUGGCAUCCCUGACUACUUUGAUAUCGUGAAGAACCCCAUAGACCUGUCGACGAUCAAGCGCAAGCUGGACACGGGUCAGUAUCAGGAGCCGUGGCAGUAUGUAGAUGACGUGUGGCUGAUGUUCAACAACGCCUGGUUGUACAACAGGAAGACGUCGCGCGUGUACAAGUACUGCUCCAAACUGGCCGAGGUGUUCGAGCUGGAGAUCGACCCCGUCAUGCAGAGCCUCGGCUACUGCUGCGGGAGGAAGUACGAGUUUUCUCCUCAGACACUGUGCUGUUACGGCAAGCAGCUAUGUACAAUUCCCAGAGACGGCACUUAUUACAGCUAUCAGAACAGGUAUCAUUUCUGCGAGAAGUGCUUCAAUGAGAUUCAGGGAGACAAUGUGACGCUAGGAGAUGAUCCUGCUCAGCCCCAGACCAUGAUCUCUAAAGACCAGUUCGAAAGGAAGAAGAAUGACACGUUAGAUCCUGAGCCGUUUGUUGAAUGUAAAGAUUGCGGGCGGAAGAUGCAUCAGAUAUGUGUCCUGCAUUAUGAGGCUAUCUGGCCUUUAGGUUUUAUCUGUGAUAACUGUUUGAAAAAGAGCGGGAAGACGAGAAAAGAGAACAAGUUUUCGGCUAAAAGGUUGCAGACGACACGGUUAGGCACGUACAUCGAGGAUCGGGUGAACAAGUACUUGAAGAGGCAGAACCAUCCAGAAGCUGGAGAGGUGUUCGUGCGAGUUGUAGCCAGUUCAGACAAAACGGUGGAGGUCAAACCUGGCAUGAAGGCCAGGUUUGUGGACACAGGAGAAAUGCCUGAGAGCUUCCCCUACAGAACCAAAGCACUUUUCGCCUUUGAGGAAAUUGACGGAGUGGACAUGUGUUUCUUUGGCAUGCACGUGCAAGAGUAUGGCUCUGAAUGCCCUUUCCCUAACACCAGACGGGUAUAUGUAUCAUACCUUGAUAGUAUUCACUUCUUCAGACCUCGAGUGCUGAGAACAGCAGUCUAUCAUGAAAUCCUCAUCGGCUAUUUGGAAUACGUCAAGAAGCUUGGAUAUGUUACGGCACACAUCUGGGCAUGUCCACCUAGUGAAGGUGAUGACUAUAUCUUCCACUGUCACCCUGCCGACCAGAAAAUCCCAAAACCCAAGCGCCUGCAGGAGUGGUACCGCAAAAUGCUGGACAAGGCCUUUGCUGAGCGGAUACUGCAUGACUACAAGGACAUCUUUAAGCAAGCCACCGAGGACCGUUUGACGAGUGCAAACGAACUCCCGUAUUUUGAGGGUGAUUUUUGGCCCAAUGUGUUGGAGGAGAGCAUCAAGGAGUUGCAGCAAGAGGAAGAGGAGAGGAAAAAAGAAGAAAACACAGCAGCUUGUGAAACUCCAGAGGUGAAUGAGAGAAGCCUUGUGUCUUUUUUAAAAUUUUCGGAUACUCUUCAUGAGGGCACGCCAGGGGACAGCAAGAACGCAAAGAAGAAGAACAACAAGAAAACAAAUAAGAAUAAAAGCAGUGUGAGCCGAGCUAAUAAAAAGAAACACGGGAUGCCGAAUGUAGCCAAUGAUCUUUCUCAGAAACUCUACGCCACAAUGGAGAAACACAAAGAGGUGUUUUUUGUAAUCCAUCUGCACUCUGGGCCUAUAGUCAAUUCAUUACUACCUAUCGUUGACCCUGAUCCCCUUCUGAACUGUGACCUAAUGGACGGAAGGGACGCCUUCUUGACGUUAGCGCGGGAUAAGCACUGGGAGUUCAGCUCUUUGCGGCGCUGCAAGUGGAGCACUAUGUGCAUGCUAGUGGAAUUGCACAACCAGGGCCAGGACCGCUUUGUCUACACUUGCAACGAAUGUAAACACCAUGUCGAAACACGCUGGCACUGUACGGUCUGCGAGGACUUUGACCUGUGCAUUAGUUGCUACAACACUAAGGGCCAUGAGCACCAGAUGGUUAAGUGGGGUCUUGGUCUGGACGAUGACAACAACAGCCAAAGUGGCGAGGCCUCCAAGAGUCCUCAGGAGAGUCGGCGUCUAAGCAUCCAGCGUUGCAUCCAGUCUCUGGUGCAUGCCUGCCAGUGCCGCAAUGCCAACUGCUCUCUGCCAUCUUGCCAGAAGAUGAAGCGUGUGGUCCAGCAUACCAAGGGCUGCAAACGCAAGACAAACGGUGGCUGUCCGGUGUGCAAGCAGCUCAUUGCUCUCUGCUGCUAUCAUGCCAAGCACUGUCAAGAGAACAAGUGCCCUGUGCCCUUCUGCCUCAAUAUCAAGCACAAACUGCGUCAGCAGCAGCUGCAGCACAGGGUCCAGCAGGCGCAGAUGAUGCGGAGACGCAUGGCUACAAUGCAGGGCCGAGCCAUGCCUCAGAGCCUACCAUCACCGCCUGCAUCAACAGCCCCCAGCACGCCCACCUCGCAUCAGCAACCGAACACCCCUCAAACACCACAACCGCUGUCCAACCAACCAACAACUCCCAAUGCGGGCGUCAUGUCCCCAGCCUAUCCCAAUGCUCCCCGCAAUGGACAACCCCCUCCACAAUCUUCACAGGGCAAACCCGGCCCACAAGCUUCCCCACUUCACCAGCAGCAGUCUCCGCUCCCGCAACCACCUCCUCAGCAGCAGCCACCACAACAACCUACUCCUCAACAGCCUCCGCCUAUGGCGGUCAAAAUGGCACGGCACAUAGAAAUGGUUGCGCAAGCUCAACACCAACAGAACUAUCGCAUGACCAUGAAUGGCCUUCCCAUGAACCACCAGCAGCCACGCAUGCCAGGCCCAAUGCAGCAAUCCAUGCAACAUGUUGGGCCACGCGGGCAACAGGUCAUGCCACCAAUGCCACAAGCACAGUGGACUGGAGGCCCUCAGCAAGGCAUGCAAGCGGCUCAGCAGCAGGUUGCUCCACAACAGACCGCACCGGGCGCUCCGCAGACCAUGCCUAUGCAGAGACCGACAAUGUCCCAGCAGGCUGCACAGCCACGUAUGAUGGUGCCCACACAGGGCCCACGACCGCAAACACCCCAGAGACCUGGAGCCAUUGCCCCCAAUGCCUUGCAAGACCUGCUACUCACCCUCAAGUCGCCCAGCUCGCCCCAACAACAGCAGCAGGUGUUGAACAUCCUCAAAUCGAACCCGCAACUCAUGGCUGCCUUCAUCAAACAGAGGACCGCAAAAUACCACGCCAACCAGCCGCAGCAGCAACAAGUGCAACAGGGCAUGCAUGCAGCGCAGCCAGUGAUGCAGAACCUGGCAGCCAUGCAGGCAGUGUCACGACCUGGCUUGGCGCCGCAGCAGCAACCCCAACAGCCCGCGCCACAAGGCAUGGCAGCUCUUGGAUCCCAGAGUCAGCUCAUGAACCCUGCACACGCCAACAACCCACAGCUCCAGGAGCUGUACCGCCGUCAGCUUUUGCGGCGGCAGCAACAACAACAGCAGCAACAACAGCAGCAGCAGCAGGGAGUGAUGCCGCAGGCACAUGGCCAGUUCCCGGAGACACAAGGCACUGCUACCAACUACACACAACUCCGGAUGCAGCAGCAGCAACAGUUGGCCAUGCAGGGAACAGGUGGACCCAUGGGCCAGCUGCCCCCUAUGGCCCAGAUGGGGCAGGGUGGGAUGGGAAUGGACGGCACAUCCAACCUCCUCCACCAACGCAUGCUCCAGCAGCAGCAGCUUCCACAACAACAGGUCGUCCUCAAGCCUCCAAUGGGCUCACCAGCGCAACCAAGUCCAAUGAGCCCGCAAACUCACCUGCUUUCCGGACAGCCGCAAGGCACACACCUUCCCGGCCAAACCAUGGCUAAUGCACUCAGUAAUCAGGUGUGCUCACCAGCCCCUGUACAGUCGCCCAGACCUCCGUCACAGCAACCUCCUCCACAUUCCAGUCCUUCCCCGCAGGUUCAGCCACAGCCAUCGCCACAGCACGCACCGCCCCACACAGGAUCACCACACCCUGGUCUUACGACACCCAUGACUGGCUCCUUGGAGCUUGCGCACCUGGGCACACCUGAGCAGAGUGCCAUGCUCCCGCAACUCAAUACGCCCAACCGCGGAGGGCUGCCCAGUGACUUAGGCAUGGUGGGAGACACAACAGGAGACACGCUGGAGAAAUUUGUGGAGGGAUUGUAGCGUUUACUGGGAGACUCCACCCACCACAGUCUCCCCGUUCCUCUUUUUUGUGGCUCUCUUGGUUUUCUCUAAUAUUUUAAAUUUUUUUGUACUGACAUGUAAAGUUUAAGAAAUGUAUGAAAAAAAAGUCUAAAAGGAAUUGGGGAAUGUUGAUGUUCCCUAAAAACAUAUGACUGAUUUCUUCCUUUUAAGAGGGAUUUGAAAGACUGUUGUUUAAAAGAAAUAUAAAUCACAAAGAAUAUAUUUUUUUGUUCAGUUUAGACCUUUGUGUGGUCAAUGUUUUGUUUUAAAUUGUCGUUUGGUUUUGUUUGGGGGAGGACAGUCUGGUUUCAUGCAUUUUCUUUUUUUUAAGAAAAUAACGAAACUUCAUUAUAUUAUUCAUACCUUUUGGUUUUAUACCUUAUCUAACUUUGCAGCAUUUCUGUGUUGGAAGGCUGUGAGAUUGUAUUCUAUUGUCGUACCAUUUUUUUCAGACAUGCAUUCGGAGGCGUUUCCUCCUUUUCUCAUUGUGAAGUUUGUAUGUAUGAGGAGAACUAUUUGUUUGUAUCGAUAGGAACUGUGCAUACGCAUGUAUGCAGACAAACAAGCAUCACUCAGACAAUACAUCACUGACCCGAAGAAGACACGUACACAUUUACAACAUCUCACUGGCCUGGAUCCAGAGGUUCUGUCUUGCAGAUGUAGAAUAUUGUUGCUUUUUACAGAUAUAUAAAUUUAAAGAGAGAAAGAGGGAGAGAGGAGGGCCCCCUAAGCUGAGUGGGCGAUCACUGGUUGACUGCUAGAUGGAAACACAGAAUGGAUUCUGCUAUUGACCCUCAUUUCUCACACAAACUUGAACGGGCUCUACUUUUUCCCUUUAUGUAAAUCAUGCAAGUUAUUAAGCAAAAUACUAUAAAUAUAAGGAUGAAAGAAUGGAAUCACUGUAUAAACCGGUUGAAAAAAAAACGUAUUUCUUACUUCUAUACCAUAUUGUUAAAUAAACUGUGUGCAACAGAUCAAA